Penicillium maclennaniae is the source of this 2784-nucleotide messenger RNA. Its product is annotated as putative GTPase activating protein (Gyp5). The transcript is spliced from 5 exons. The coding region runs from base 1 to 2784 and encodes 927 amino acids. The record is from RefSeq and is a predicted model, not a curated record. Lineage: Eukaryota; Fungi; Ascomycota; Eurotiomycetes; Eurotiales; Aspergillaceae.
AUGUCCUCGAACCGGAAUAGCAGUGACUACGUAGGGGUGAGUCUCGUGUUGGUUUCAUCGCGUGUGCCACAUGCUGAUCUUCCUGCCAGGAGUCUUUUGACGAUGCCCCCCGAAGUGCCAGAGCAAUUGCAUGUCUCCAUACCCAAGUCGACUUCCACCCGAUCAUUGACCAACAGCCCCCCUGUUGGCACGGCGUCAACUCCCGACUCUGCAGAGAAACCUCCUUUCCCUUCUGAAUCGCAGGACGAGCAGAAGGACGAGGGGUUGGAUUCUGGAGAACCAAAAGCAAAGAAGAAGAACAAAAAGAAGAUUAAAAAGGCCGAGCAAAAUGAAGGAGACGGACGAACAGAAACAGAAAUGGACGGUCAAGGGGGAGCCGAGGAUGAGCCGAGCGAGCUCGACGUGAACCUUGGGACCGAACCCGUCGAAGAGCUAAAGGAUGAAGAGGAGCUGGAGCAACACACCGAGAAGCAUAUCGAGCAACCUGCAGAAGAAGACGAAGAAGGAGACGACACAAUCAUUGGAAGCUCCCGGCCGAACAAAUCACCCCUACUUACCAAAGAAGACCAGCCGAUGAAGGAUAUAGAAAAGUUGGAACCGCCUCCAUUGCCUCCCAAGGACGAGUCGGCAUCGAUUCCCUCGGCCCCGAAAGGCUUGUCAGGAACCUUGCCAUCCGUGCCCUGGGGAGCUCCCCCGCAAAAUAAAAAUCCUCCUCCUGCAGCACCACCACCCCCAACCCGAAAGCCUAGUGGCCCCUUUGCAUGGUUCUCCCGCAGCUCGACAGGUCCCAAGGAAUUGAAGUCCCCGCCUCCGCAACAGCCUGGAUACAGCCGCCGAAACACCGGCACUUCCGUGUCCACCAUUGGCAGCCACUUGGAUUUGGCCCCCCCGAUCCGAAGAUGGAGAUGCCGCCAGCUUCCAUUCAAGGAGACCGAGACGAACACAUUGGCGGCGAGAAUGAUCAGUCGAGUGUCCGAUCUGGCCGGGCUAGCGUCAGCCAGGGCGGCUCCAGCCCCCCCCAUCAUUCAUGAAGAAAGCGAGGAUGGUAUUCUCACUGUCCCAGCGCCCAUCCCUGGAGCAACCUCCCCUGCAAUCGCCACUGCGCCAUCAACGAUCAAUCCUAACCUUGCCCCGGGCACCGUGUCCGGGUUCUCCAGAUCAGCAACCGAUGCCUCCACACCCGUGGAUUGGGAUAUGUGGCAGCAACUCGUGAAUGAGGGACCACAGGCGUUGGUGAACUCGGAGGUAUUGAAUGCUGCUAUCAAGAGGGGUAUUCCGCAGACAAUUCGUGGAGUCAUUUGGCAAAUUCUCGCUGAAGGACAGACCGGUGAGUUGGAGGAUAUUUAUCGGGAUCUUGUCGCGCGUGGGACCGAGAAAGACCGUCGAUCGCCAAACCCCCAAGGCGGCGCUACACCCGAGAAGGGGUCUGUCUCCUCGUCUCGUUCGUCCAUUCAUUCCGAUCACUCGGGCUCUGGAACGCAGUCGACGAGUGUUGUUGUCAGCCCUUCCCAGGAUAUGGACCCCGAGAGACUGGCCAAGGAACAGACCGCCAGCGAAAAUGCUCGCUUGAAGAAGGCCAAGGAUGAGGCGGUCGCUUUGCAGAAGCUUGAGAAGACUAUCCGUCGAGAUUUAGGUGCCCGCACAAGCUAUUCAAAGUACUUCAUCUCUCAAGGCAGCCAGGAGAGUCUGUACGGACUGUGUAAGGCAUACGCCUUGUACGACGAGGCCGUCGGUUAUGCACAGGGUAUGAACUUUAUCGUUAUGCCUUUGUUAUUCAACAUGGACGAGGUUGAAGCCUUUGAGCUUCUCGUCAAGCUGAUGAACAAAUACGGCCUUCGGGAGCUGUUCAUCCAGGAUAUGCCCGGUCUUCACCGAGCUCUCUACCAGUUCGAGCGUCUCCUGGAAGACCUCGAGCCCGCCCUGUACUGCCACCUGCGCCGCCGCGGUGUCCCUCCUCAAUUAUACGCUACUCAGUGGUUCUUGACCCUGUUCGCUUACCGCUUCCCCCUACAACUUGUUCUGCGCAUUUAUGAUCUGAUCUUUGAGGAAGGCUUGGAAAGCACAAUUCUCAAGUUCGGCAUCGCCAUCAUGAGACGAAAUGUCGAUGCUCUGCUAGAAAUGAAGGACAUGAGCUCGCUUACGACCUUCCUGAAAGAGCGUCUUUUUGAUGCUUACAUCGACAAGCAGCCUUCGGCGUCGUCAAUUUUGGAGUCUGGCUUCUUUGGAAGUUCCGGCGCUGCUGAUAAAGAGAUUUAUCGGGCCGAUAUCCUUGUGCAGGAUGCUUGUGCCGUACCCCUCACCCAGGAUAUGAUCAAGACAUACACCUCUGAAUGGGAGGAGAAGACCCGCACAGAAAAAGAGCAAGAGGCUGAGCUGGAGUACCUUCGACACACUGUCGCCACGCAAUCUGCACGCGUGCGUCUGCUCGAGGAGCGCGCCGAAGCAUCCGACAAAGAACACGUGCAAUUGGCGUCGGAAUUGGUCCACGUUAAAGUAGAGAAUGAAGAACUGCGCGAUCUGAACGAUGCCCUCAAGCUGCAGGUCUCCGAGCUGAAAGUCAUUGUGGACAAGCAGCCCGGCGAAGUGGAGGAGAAGCUUCGCACAGAGAUGGACCGCAUCAUGAAGCGCAACAUCGAGGUACAGAACGAGAACCGCGCAAUUGAGGACCACAUGGCCGAGAUGGAGAAAGAACUCGUUGCCACCAAGAUGAAAUGGGCCGAGAUGUCUGAAAACCACGAAACCCUCCGCCAGAAGUGGAGUGACCUACGCCGCGCCCUCGACUAA